GGAGCCCCAAAGAAGCAUGCAUGGAAUAUCAUUACAAGGAUUAGAAAGUAACGGCAGGAAAAAGAACGCAUCUGCAUUAUUUACAGAUCCAUUACAAGAGCAAGUAUUCUGAACACUGCUCAAAACUUUCCCCCUAAGAUCCAGAAAUGCAGAGACUUCAGGGAAAUAUGAGUGUGUGUCAGCAAACUAAGGCUCUCUUAUGUAAAAAUCUACUGAUCAAAUGGAGAACGAAAUUGCAGACCUUUCAGGAAUGGAUCCUGUCACUCCUAUUUCUCUUUGUGCUGUACUUGGUAUCUCUGUUCACAUUAAAUUACCGGCAUCCUGAAGUGCCUCUGGCUUUCCUGGGACGAUUAGAUGACCCUGCCUAUAAUGCUACUGGGAUUACAGUUGCUUAUACACCCAUGACAGACAGCACGAGACAAAUAAUGAAUAAAGUGGCUUCAGACUCUGUCAUGAUAGGUAUAAAAACAGAAGUGAUGGAAGAUGAAAAAGCGCUGGAGGCAGCAUGGCUUUUGAAUGAGGAAAUUGUAGGGGUUGUAUUUAACGAUGACUUCUCCUAUCGCCUCAGAUUUCCUCCCGGGAAUGUGAUUGCUCCAAAUGAGCAUUUUGGACAGAUAGAUUCUUGUUAUAACUUUUCAGAAUACUGUAACAGUCCAACAUAUUGGUACAGAGGAUUUCUAUCACUGCAAUCAAGCAUUGAUGCUGCUAUUAUAGAAAUGACGACAAAUCAUUCUGUCUGGGAAGAAAUGAAAUCGAUUAGUGGUAUCCGUAUGGGAUCAUCAUCUGUCAUACCAUCAAUUACCCUGGAAUAUGGUUUUAUCAUUUUUAUUCUUGCAAUGUGUUUCUCUCCAUUUAUGCACUUUAUGUCAAUCAGUCUUACAAGAGAAAAAAGGAAGCUCAAGGUGUUGAUGAAGACUAUGGGGUUACAGGAUGCAGCCUUCUGGUUAUCCUGGAGUUUGCUGUAUGCUGUUUGUGUUUUGAUUAUGGCCAGUCUGCUGACAGCUGUCACGAUUAAUGAAUAUUUCUACACAAGCAGCUUCUUUCCAGUAUUACUUCUGUUUUUCUUUUAUGGCAUAGCAUCUAUCCACUUCUAUUUCAUGCUCAGCUCCCUCUUAAAGAAGCCUAAAGUCACCAGCUCUGUUGGAAUCCUCCUCACCUUUUUCUCUACAUGUCUGAGCUUUAUUACAUUGGUGAAAAAACUUCCUGCACCCUUGGAAUGGGCUUUGGGUCUCCUCUGCCCCUUUGCCUUUAUUACUGGAAUCUCAAAGAUUUUACAUUUAGAAAAAUAUGGAAUAGGUUUCUAUUUUUCUAACAUUAUGGAGGAAUCAUAUGCUGUAUUUACAGCCUAUGUCAUACUGAUAUUUGACAGUGUUUUAUAUAUGCUCUUGGCGAUCUAUUUUGAUAAAGUUUUGCCUGACAAAUACGGUAUGAAAUAUCCCCCUUUGUUCUGCCUGAAGCCAUCAUACUGGUGUAAAAGCAAGAGAGGUUAUGCUGAUAAGAGACCCGAAACUGAACAAAACCAUGAACGUAUCUUCAAUGACAACAUGGAGCCAGUGCCUCCAGAGUUUGAUGGGAAGGAAGCCAUCAGACUCAACAAUAUUAAAAAAACAUAUAAAACAAAGAGCAAGAAAACAGAAGCUUUGAGAGGUUUGUUCUUAAAUAUUUAUGAAGGCCAGAUCACUGCGUUACUUGGUCAUAGUGGAGCUGGAAAAACUACUCUACUAAAUAUCCUCAGUGGACUUUCCCAGCCAUCAGAUGGUUGUGCAACUAUAUACAAGUACAAACUAUCAGAAAUAGAGGAUCUGGAAGAAAUUAGAGCAUUAUAUGGGGUUUGCCCACAAUUCAACGUUCAGUUUGAAGUUUUAACAGUAAAAGAAAAUCUGCGAGUUUUUGCUGAAAUCAAAGGGAUUCGGUCCGCUGAGGUAGAGUAUGAGGUGCAAAAAGUUUUGAAACUGAUGGAUAUUAUCAACAUUCAGGACACCCAAGCUAAUAAACUGAGUGGUGGACAAAAAAGAAAGUUGUCUCUUGGGAUAGCCAUGUUAGGAGAUCCACAGGUUUUGCUAUUAGAUGAGCCAACUGCUGGAUUGGAUCCCUGUUCCAGACACUAUGUGUGGACCCUACUGAAAGGACGUAGAGCUGGUCGAGUGACUCUAUUCAGUACCCAAUUCAUGGAUGAAGCUGAUAUCCUUGCUGACCGGAAAGCUUUUAUUUCACAUGGGAGAAUAAAGUGUGUUGGAUCUUCUCUGUUUUUGAAGAAAAAAUGGGGGAUUGGGUAUCACUUAAGGAUGCAUGUCAGUGAGGUUUGUGACUGUGAGAGCAUGAUAUCCCUGGUCAGACAGUACAUCCCUGAUGCCACAUUCACAGGACAGAGUGAAAAUGAACUGAGUUAUACACUGCCCUUAGAAAAUGUGGAUAAAUUUCCAGAUCUGUUCUGUGGUCUAGACAGCCACUCUGACCAGGGGAUUGUUAAUUAUGGCGUCAGCGUGACAACUCUGGAAGAUGUCUUCCUGAAGCUGGAGGGUGAAGCAGCAACUGAUCAAGAAGAUUAUGGUGUCUUCAGUGAGGAGCAGGCAGAAGAGGAAAGAGACGCCUUCUCUGCUGAUGAAAUGGAACAAGGUCUCCUGUCACUCUCAGACAUAGGAAAGGCGACUGUAAGUGGCACAGCCCUCUGGAGACAGCAAGUCUGUGCCAUGGCAAGAAUUCGCUUUUUAAAGCUGAAGCAUGAAGACAAAACCCUUAGAUCCAUAUUACUGCUGUGUGGACUUUUAAUACUACCUAUAGCUAUCCACUUAAUCAUACUUCACUUAUGGAAACAAUUAAAUUCUUGGGAGCUGUCCUCUGGUCUGUAUUUUUUUCCUCCUGGAAAACAAUCUCACAAGGAAGUCACAAGCCUUCUAGUCUUCAAUGAAACAGGUUCAAGCAUUCAGGACUUCAUCCACGCUCUCGAGACUCAGAACAUAAUGCUGGAAAUAGCAACAGGGAAAAAUAUCACAGAGAGGCUAAUACAUAAUGGGGCUAUACAAGUAUCCCGUGAGCACCAGAGCUACAGGUUCACAGUUAUGUGCAGCAUAGAAACAAUCAACUGCUUUCCAGUGCUUGUGAACAUCAUUAGCAAUGCAUUGCUGCGAACCUUAAAUUCCACUGCACAAAUUCGAAUCUGGAGUCAUCCAUUUUUUAAUGUGAAUCGUCCAGAAAUAUGGGAUUAUUUUAUUCAAAGCUAUCUUAUUUUUCUGCUGCUUUUACUUCCUGGUUUCCCACCCCACUUUGCAAUGAACAGCAUACAAGAUUAUAAGAUAAAAGCUCGUUCCCAGCUGCGGGUCUCUGGGCUCGUCCCUUCAGCCUACUGGUGUGGGCAGGCUCUGGUGGAUAUUCCCUUGUACUUGAUUCUUCUCUUCUCAAUGUUUGGAAUUCUCUUUGCACUGAGUCACAACAUUAUUAUGAGUGCCGGUGAAGCUCUUGCCCUGUUUACCGGUAUUAUUGGCUAUGGAGCAUCUAUGGUCCUGUUCGUAUAUUUAAUUGCCUUCACAUUUCGAAAGCGAUGCAACAGCUGUGAUUUUUGGUCUUUUAUCCUCAUAGUGGUAACACUGGUUGUCUUCAUUAUUAGUACCAUCACGUGGCUCACUUCCAGCGAGACAAUUUUCCAUUAUUGCUUCUCCAUUUUGAUUCCUGUGUAUCCAUUAACAGGUGUUAUGAUCAGGUCUAUACAGAUUUUUAUAGAAUAUGAUGUUUACGGUUCUAUUGGCAAUUGGGGAUUCAUACUCAUAUCUGUCUUUGCACCUUACCUCCACUGUGUAGUUUUCAUUUUUCUUCUUCGAUGGCUGGAGGUGAAAUAUGGAAGAGUGGUUAUGAGAGAGGAUCCAAUUUUUAGAAUUCCCCUGAGGAAAGAGAUCAGCCAUCAAAAUCCUGAAGAACCAGAAGAAGAAGAAGAUGAUGUGCAAGCUGAAAGGGCAAAAGUUAGGGAAGCAAUAGCUUCUGAAAAUCAGGAAGAGAAACCAAUUAUCAUUGUCAACGAUCUGCGCAAGGAAUAUAAAGACAAGAAAGCCAGCUCGGUUUUUAAGAAAAAGAAGAAAGUGGCCACUAAAAAUGUCUCUUUUUGUGUUAAAAAAGGAGAGGUAUUCGGACUACUGGGACCCAAUGGAGCUGGUAAAAGCACAACUAUCAAUAUGAUUACUGGAGAGACAACACUGACUGCUGGGCAGGUGCUGACAAAGGGGAAAGAUGCCACUGCCUCUCAACGGCGAGAGAGCCCAACUGGCUUUCUAGGCCACUGCCCUCAGGAGAACCCUCUCUGGCCUAACCUUACUGUGCAACAACAUCUGGAGGUUUAUGCAGCUGUGAAAGGGAUGAGGAAAGAAGACGCCGCUGUUACUAUCAAACGGAUAGCAAAGGCUCUGGAGCUUCAGGAUCAUGUCAAGAAAGUGACUAGAAAAUUAUCUGCUGGGGUAACUAGAAAGGUAUGUUUUGCACUGAGCAUGCUGGGUAAUCCGGCAGUUCUGCUUCUGGAUGAACCAUCAACUGGAAUGGACCCUAAAGGGCAAAGUCACAUGUGGAAAGCUAUUCGGGCUGCACUGAAAAACAAGGAGCAAGGAGCCAUCCUAACAACCCAUUACAUGGAGGAGGCUGAGGCAGUGUGUGAUCGAGUGGCCAUCAUGGUCUGUGGAAAGCUCCGGUGCAUUGGUGCUGUUCAGUACCUGAAAAGCAAGUUUGGCAAAGGUUACUUACUGGAAAUUAAAGUGAAGGACCCAGCGCAGGUUGAUUGCCUCCAUUUGGAGAUUCUGAGGAUCUUCCCACAUGCAGAUCGUCAGGAAAGGGUUUCCUCUUUGCUGGUUUACAAGAUACCAAUGCAAGAAGCACUGCCUUUGUCUCGGACGUUCUCCAAGCUAGAGGCAGCCAAACGAACCUUCGGCCUCGAGGAGUACAGCUUCUCUUUGAACACUUUGGAACAGGUGUUCUUAGAACUCUCCCGUGAGCAAGAAAUGGAUAAUUUUGAUAUGGCUUUGGAAGGAACUUUUGAGUGGAAAAGACUUCACCAGGAAGACCUUCUAGCUCACCCAGCUGGCAUCAAAACCACUGUGCGGAGAAACAAGGAGGGUGUUUCACUAUCUUCGCAGCCUUUUCCAAGUGUCCCAGGUUCCUUCUUCCACGCAGGCUUUUGUGAAGAAAUGCUUCCUAGACGUCAGCGAGAGAUCAGUGUGUGUCAACAAACUGGGGCCCUGCUAUUAAAGCAUAUACUGGUGAAAUGGAGGAAGAAAAAGCAGAGUUUACAGGAAUUGCUCCUCUCACUACUGAUGCCUCUCAUAUUGUAUAUGGAUAUUAUUAGUGGUUGGUACAGGAGAUACCCUGAACUACCUUCGGUUUACCUUGGGCCUGUCAAUUCGUUUAAUACGAACACAUAUGCAGUUCAGUAUACACCAGUGACGCAGACUACGAGACAAAUAAUGCAGCAUAUGGCUUCUGUUUCCUUUUUGAAGGAUAUUGUUGGAAACAACGCUGGAGAACAGACAGAGCUGGAAAGCACUGCUAUGACAUUCCAUGAUGUAAUAGAGGUUAACUUUAAUGAUGCUUUCUCUUAUGAGUUAGCUUCCCAUGCUUAUUCUUCAUUCCAUUUGCAAAGGGACAAUAUGGAUCAUCAUUCAGACAGCUGCUCUGGCUAUAUAUUUGAUGAGGACGUUGCUUGUCCUGUUAGUCAACGGUGGACUUCAGGAUUUGUUCCCCUGCAAGCAAACAUUGAUGCUGCUAUCAUUCAAGUUGCAUCAAACCACUCAGUGAUGGAAGAGCUGCAGUCAGUCACUGCUGAACAGAUGAGGCUACCUCCCUUUCGUGUUGUGAGAGGCAUUAACUAUGACUUUUUUCUUGUCUGCUGUGCAGUGGCACUCUCUCCUCUCAUAUACUUUAUGUCACUCAAUGUGGCAAAAGACAGGAGGAAGUUUAAGGAGCUGAUGAAGAUGAUGGCGCUCCAGGAUUUCGCCUUCUGGUUCUCCUGGGGUUUGCUGUAUGCAGGCUAUAUUUUAAUUGUGGCAAUUCUACUGACACUUAUCAUUAAAUCUGAAAAAUUUAUAUACCACACCAGCCAUUCCGUGAUAUUCUUCCUUUUUUACCUCUAUGGCAUCUCUUUGAUGUCAUUUGCUUUCUUACUAAGUUCUUUGUUGAAGAAACCUAAGCUCACUGGCAUAGUUGGGUUCCUCUUCACCCUGUCCUUUGGAAGUCUGGGCCUUGCGGUGUUGUAUAACCUUGUUCCUGAACCUUUGGAAUGGGUUUUAGGUCUCUUCAGUCCUUUUGCUUUCACGGCUGGAUUUGUGCAGAUUCUACAUUUAGAAGACGCUAUGAAAGGGGUGGAAUUUUCUGACUUUUUGGAAGACUCCUUCCCAAUGUUGGCAUUUUUUUUCCUGUUGGUUUUUGAUGCUCUUCUCUAUUUGAUGCUAGCCAUCUACUUUGACAAAGUUUUGCCUGAUAAAUAUGGGAUGCACCAUUCCCGUUUGUUCUUCCUGAAGCCAUCUUAUUGGUUUAAAAAAAGAAAAAGUUGUGUCAACAAUGAUAUCCUAGACUAUGAAGAAUACAGUGACCAGGUCUUUAAUGAUCAUGUUGAGCAAGUGCCUCCAGAAUUUCGUGGGAAAGAAGCCAUCAGUAUCAACAAUGUUAAAAAAACGUAUAAAGGGAAGGACAAGAUGGUGAAUGCUUUAAGAGGUUUGUUCCUUAAUGUCUAUGAAGGCCAGAUCACUGCAUUACUGGGUCACAGUGGAGCUGGGAAGAGUACGCUACUGAACAUCCUUAGUGGACUUUGCCCACCCUCAGAAGGCUCUGCCAUGAUAUAUAAAUACAAAGUGACUGAAAUGGAGGACUUGGAAGAAAUUAGGAAAAUAAUUGGCGUUUGCCCACAAUUUAACAUUCAGUUUGAAGUUUUAACAGUGAAAGAAAAUCUAAGGCUUUUUGCUAAGAUCAAAGGGAUUCGGCUAAAAGAGGUUGAACAAGAGGUCCAAAAAGUUUUGACUAUGUUGAAAAUAAAAGACAUCCAGGACUGCCAAGCUGGCAGCUUAAGCGGCGGAGAGAAAAGAAAGCUGACACUCGGAAUUGCCAUUUUAGGAGACCCACAGGUUUUGAUAUUAGAUGAGCCAACUGCUGGCUUGGAUAUCAGUUCCAGAUACCAUGUAUGGAGCCUAUUGAAGGAGCAUAAAGCUAACAGAGUAACCCUGUUCAGUACCCAGUUAACGGAUGAGGCUGAUAUUAUUGCUGACCGGAAAGCUUUCAUCUCCCAUGGGAGGCUGAAGUGUGUUGGCUCGUCUCUCUUUCUGAAGAGAAAAUGGGGAAUCGGUUAUCACUUAAGCCUGCACAUCAAUGACUCUUGUGAUUCUGCAAAAAUGACAUCUCUGGUCCAGCAGCAUAUUCCCAAUGCUAAGUUAUCUAGGCAGAGUCAUGAAGAACUGAUUUACAUGCUGCCCUUUGAAAAUGUGGAUAAGUUCCCUGAACUGUUCUGUGAUCUAGACACUCAUGUGUGCCAGGAGAUUCUGAGUUACGGCAUUUCCAUGACAACCCUGGCUGAUGUGUUCCUGACACUGGAAGAAGAAGCAGCAAUUGAUCAAGCAGAUUAUGGUGUCUUCAGUGAGGAGCAGGCAGAAGAGGAAAGAGACGCCUUCUCUGCUGAUGAAAUGGAACAAGGUCUCCUGUCACUCUCAGACAUAGGAAAGGCGACUGUAACUGGCACAGCCCUCUGGAGACAGCAAGUCUGUGCCCUGGCAAGAAUUCGCUUCUUAAAGCUAAAGCAUGAGAGUCAAACGAUUAGGUCCAUAUUACUGGUGUGUGGUCUUCUUAUACUGCCUUGCCUGAUCUCCAGGAUACUAAUUGAUAAAGGAACUGUUGCCCGUACGAUGAAGGUUUCACCUCAGAUGUAUUUUCUCCAACCUGGACAGCAGCACUACCGAACCCGUCACACCAGCUUAUUGGUCCUCAAUGAUACAGGUUCAGACAUUGAGGACUUCAUCCAUGCUGUGAAAAGUCAGAAUAUAAUGUUGGAAGUAGCUAAUGGGAAAAACAUCUCAGAUGGCCAAGAAUACAAUGGGGCUAUUAAAGUAUCACUUGUAGACAAGCAUUUCAGAUUUUCAAUGAUGUGCCAUGCCAAGAGAAUCAAUUGUUUUCCAGUGCUUAUGAACAUCAUUAGCAAUGCAUUACUAAGAAACUUAAAUUCCACUAGGCAUAUUCAAGUCACGACUAGGACACUCCCUAUGAUGUCAUCUGAGCACGAAAGGAGAUUACUUUGGUAUUCCAUUAUUUUCAUGUCUGUUUUAGCUUCUGGUUUUGCACCUCACUUUGCAAUGAGCAGCAUAGGUGAUUACAAGAUAAAAGCUCACUCCCAGCUGUGGACUUCAGGCAUGCUCCCUUCAGCAUAUUGGUGUGGCCAGGCUCUGGUGGACAUUCCUCUCUGCUGGGUUCUUCUCUUCACAAUGACUGGGAUUAUGUUUUUAAUUAGUUAUGAACAUAGUCUGACUCCUGAAAUAUUAGCCUUACCUUUGGUUGUGUCUAUAUUUGGCUAUGCAGCAUCCAUUGUCGUCCUCACUUACGUGAUCUCUUUUGCUUUUCGCAAAAGGAAAAGCUACAGUGACCUUUGGUCUUUUAUCUUUAUAUUUGUUUCUUUCGUGCUUAAUGGAAUUAAUGAUAUAACCUAUAUGGACUUCAUCACAACCAUCCUCACUGCCUUGAUUCCUUUCUAUACGUUAGCUGGCUGUAUAAGAAUAUUUGCACAGGUGUCAUCAGAACAUGCAUUUGCCCCCUGGGAAGAAGAUGAAGAAAUGAGCAGAUUACACUUGCUAGCUAGCCUGGCACCGUACCUGCACUGUAUUAUUUUGAUUUUCAUUCUGCGAUGUCUGGAGUGGAAAUAUGGAAGAAAAACUAUGAGAGAGGAUCCAAUCUUCAGAAUUUCUCCAAGGAAAGAGAUCUUCCGCCAAAACCCUGAAGAGUCUGAAGAGGAAGAUGAAGAUGUUCAAGCUGAAAGAAUGAAAGCCGGGAGCGUGAUGACCUGUCAGAACCAGGAAGAGCGACCAAUCCUUACCGUCAACAGUCUACGCAAGGAAUACAAAGACAAGAAGGUCAGCUCCAUUUUUAAGAAAAGGAAGAAAGUUGCCGCAAGAAAUGUCUCCUUUUGCGUUCAAAAAGGUGAGGUUUUCGGGCUACUUGGACCCAAUGGGGCUGGCAAAAGCACAACUCUAAAGGUGAUCAUUGGAGACACGUCCCUAACUGCUGGACAGGUGGUGAUGAAGGGGGCAGCUGCAGCUGCUUCUCAGCCAGAAGAAGACACAACCGACUUUCUAGGGUACUGCCCUCAGGAGAACCCUCUCUGGCCAAAUCUUACUGUUCAGGAACAUCUGGAGGUUUAUGCUGCUGUGAAAGGGAUGAGGAAAGAAGAUGCUGCUGUUACUAUCAAACGGGUAGUGAAUGCUCUGAAACUUCAGGAGCAUCUUCAAAAACCAGCCAAGAAACUACCGGCAGGAAUAAGCAGAAAGGUGUGUUUUGCACUGAGCAUGCUGGGCAAGCCAACGCUGAUGCUUUUGGACGAACUGUCAACUGGAAUGGACCCCAUGGGGCAACAUCAUGUGUGGACAGCUGUUCGUGCUGCAUUGAAAAAUAAGAAACAAGGAGUCAUCUUGACAACCCAUUACAUGAAGGAGGCUGAGGCACUGUGUGACCGAGUGGCCAUCAUGGUGUCUGGGAAGCUCCACUGUAUUGGCUCCAUUCAGUACCUGAAAAGCAAGUUUGGCAAAGGUUACUUGCUGGAAAUUAAAGUGAAGGACCCAGAACAAGUUGAUCUCAUCCAUGCAGAGAUUACACGAAUCUUCCCACUUGCAGCACGUCAGGAACGGUAUUCCUCUUUGAUGGUCUAUAAGAUACCAAUGGAAAAUGUACAGUCUCUGUCCCAGGCCUUUUUUAAUUUGGAGGCAGCUAAACGUACCUUCGACCUGGAGGAAUACAGCCUUUCCCAGUCCACUUUGGAACAGGUGUUCUUAGAGCUUUCAAGAGAGCAGGAGAAAGAGGAUUUUGAUAUGAAUCUGGAUAGUACAGCAGAAUGGAAACUCCUUCAACACGAUGAUCAUUAAAGCUCAGUACCACAGUCCUAUAUCUCUGCUACAAACAAUAUCUGCAUGUACAACUACAUACUACGUUAUACCCAGUACUAACAAUGUAUUAUGCUAAUGUCAAGAGAGGAAAGUUCAGCCAGUCAUCAUGAAAACUAUUUUGUAAUUACUUCCAUUUGGCUAUGGCCAGAUUUCCUUUUGAAGCAGAGAAAAUGUUCUGAGACAUGGGGCUGCGUUAGAAAAUUGGCCAAGGACCGAAAAUGGGGUUGGCCGCCAAUAACAGAAGAUGAGGGAGCUCACGGGCAAAAUCAGUCCAAUUUCAAUACAUCUCUAGUUGUAAAUAUGAUAAAAGCAGAACUGAAUCUUAAAAAGCCACCUGCUCAGAGAUUUGAACUGAUAUCACAUUUGUGACACAAAUCACGCAAAACACAUUACAGGGUUUUCAAUUAGAUACUGGUGGUGAAGUGAGUCUAUCGGGGUGGCCAACCUGAGCCUGAGAAGGAGCCAGAAUUUAUCAAUGUACAUUGUCAAAGAGCCACAGUAAUACAUCAGCAGCCCCCAUCAGCUCCCCGCACACCGCUCCCAGCACCUCC
Mauremys reevesii (Reeves's turtle) is the source of this 10654-nucleotide messenger RNA. RefSeq lists its product as uncharacterized. The transcript has 78 exons. The coding region runs from base 147 to 10082 and encodes 3311 amino acids. Gene Ontology annotation, cellular component: intracellular membrane-bounded organelle; membrane. NCBI's taxonomy places the organism in Eukaryota, Metazoa, Chordata, Testudines, Geoemydidae. Gene Ontology annotation, biological process: transmembrane transport; lipid transport. The record is from RefSeq and is a predicted model, not a curated record. Gene Ontology annotation, molecular function: ATP binding; ATP hydrolysis activity; ABC-type transporter activity.